Molecule: messenger RNA, 4523 nt
Organism: Geodia barretti
Lineage: Eukaryota; Metazoa; Porifera; Demospongiae; Tetractinellida; Geodiidae
Source: the annotation of a GenBank genome assembly
ACCACGUUUUGCGUUCCCACACAAUCCUGUGUGUUUUCACGGCAAGCAAGUCCAGGACUACAGUCUGUAGUUCGCGCACAAAUCGUGUCUACAAGAAGUAAAGAGAGAGAGAGAGGAGCGACAGCGAAGCAAUCGCUGGACUACUGAAUCGGCACUUCUUUCUCUCUCGUUCUUUCCUGCAAGACUCACCGCUCGGUGUCUAUCUCUUCUUCCACCUGACGUGAGAGGAGAGAGGAGGAAGGAAUGGCGGGGCUGAUACAGGUCAGAGAGCGACCUAGAACGGCUCCCGUGACAACGACUCCGUCCUACACGAUAACUGACAACGGCAACACUACAAUGAAGGUGGUGGUCAGAAUAAGACCGGAGAGUCAAGCUGAAUCUUCAAGUGGAGCAGCAAUCAUAACUCGUGUCCUCGAUUCUCACGUCCUUGUCUUUGACCCUAAACCUGAAAAUCUUCCUUCAUUCAACUCACCUCUUAACAUAUUCAAGAAAAGAGCCCCUAUUCUGGGCAGGAAGCACAGAGACCUCAGAUUUGCCUUUGAUCGAAUCUUCGACGAAACUUCGACUCAGCGAGAUGUCUUUGAGGAGUCCACCAAGAACAUUGCUGAGAGCGUGCUGGAUGGAGUUAACUGCUCCGUGUUCGCUUAUGGAGCCACUGGAGCAGGUAAGACCCAUACGAUGCUGGGUGCAGCUGGCUCUCCGGGGGUCAUAUUCCACACCAUGUUGGAACUGUAUCGCUGCAUCGGACGAUUGAAGGACGAAAAGUGCUUCGAGGUGGCCGUCUCAUAUUGCGAGGUUUACAACGAGACGAUUCGAGAUCUGCUGAACUGCACAAUCGACGGAGGUUCUCUGGAGCUGAGAGAGGACUCGAAACACGGUCUGGUUGUCAGCAGACUCUCCAGACAUCAGCCAAAGACAGCAGAAGAACUGCUCGGCAUGUUGGAAAGCGGCAACAAGAACAGGACGCAACACCCGACAGACGCCAACGCCACUUCUUCCAGAUCACACGCAGUGUUUCAGGUAUACGUCCACCAGAGACCGCGAACAGCUGCAAUAACUGCUCAAAUGACGUGUGCCAAACUCUCGCUCAUCGACCUCGCGGGGUCAGAGCGCGCUACCGUGACGACCAACAGAGGGGCGCGGCUAAGAGAGGGUGCCAACAUCAACAAGUCUCUCCUGGCGCUCGGGAACUGUAUCAACGCUCUCGCCGAGAACAAGACCAAGUCGGUCCACAUUCCGUACCGGAACAGCAAGUUGACCAGACUGUUGAAGGACUCGCUGGGAGGGAACUGUAGAACGGUCAUGAUCGCCAACAUCAGUCCAUCCAGUCUGACAUAUGAGGACACUUACAAUACUCUGAAAUAUGCUGACAGGGCCAAGCAGAUCAAGACCAAGGUUGUGAGAAAUGUUCUGAAUGUUGAGUUUCACGUCAGUCGGUAUCGAGUCAUCGUUCACGAACUACAACAAGAGAUUGCCGAGUUGAAGUGUAAGUUGGCUGACGGUAUUAAGCCACCACCACCAGUUGUCAAACAGCCUCCAGAGACAAGUGAUGAAUCCAAGAGACUCCAGGACCUCGUCAGAAGGGUGUACGGAGAGCGACUGAGACUGAGGAAGCACAUGGUAGAUCUGGACACCCAGGAGAGAGAAACACUUCUCAGGAUCUGCAGAAAGGAGAGGGACCUUCAUCGAAUUGACACUCUGACUGGGAAUGAUGCCAAGAAAGCAAAACUGGCGGCGAAGGUGUCAGAGCUACAAAGGCAGAUUGUCGACGUCGAGAGACAGAAACAGAUGAUCCAUGAAUACCUCUUCUCCAACAACGAGGCAGUGUCCAGGGUUCAGAGAGAGGUCACUAGAUCUGCCUCUGACUCGGCGGGUAUGCAGGAGCUCAUGCGAGAGGUGGUCGUGGGAAGGAAGCUGGAGGCAGAGAACGCCCACCACUGGCGGCAGACCAAACAUCUGUUGAGAUACAUCAAGGCCCAAGAGAGGGAGAUCGGGAAGACUGAGAGAAUUCUGCUGCUGGCUCUAGAGGUGGCGAGGAAGCAACAGUCACUCCUGCGAGCACACAGCGCCCUCACACCGUCUCUGCGAGAAAUCUUCUCCAAUCUCGUGCACGCCGCGGAGGGAGAGAAGGGGGUCGCCUGGGCCGACAUGAACGCGUCGUUGGGAGCCAGGGGCUCCUUUCGAGAGACGCAACACGAAACAGUCAGCGUCGCCGGGUUGUCAGUUGCACAGAAAGCAUUGUUUGACACUUUUUUAGUCCACGCUUCCCCGGCCCGACGACUCAGCUUGGACAAACACAGUCCCGCUGUGGUCCAGAAACCAGUUGCAGGUAUACUGACAAAGACGGGGUCGACGGCUAGCAAUGGGAGUGGUGCGAGCACCGCGACGACCGACGGGAGCGAGACGACGAGUGCGGGAGGGGACAGCGGUGUCGGAGUGGGGAAAUUGGCAGCAGUCGAACGAUCGAACUCAGACGCCUCUUCGGUGGUGUCCAGUCUCCUCAGCAGUCGUCUGUCGUCUAUUCCAGACAAACCACGUAUGCCUACCCCCAUAGACGACCUAUCGUCUUCUUGUAGCUCCAAUAAUUCUAUAUACGACACUCGCCUCAAUACAGUUCUUAACUCUUAUCACCAGAAACCAAACUCUGCCUCUUCUUCCGUGUUUCGUUCCACGGCGGCUGGCUCGGGCAGAUACACCAAACUUCCCAACUCACGUGGAGGUACUCCGACUCCAGUGGGGUACGAUUCACCCCAACCUACUCCAAGAGGUACCCCAGAACCUUACCUUACUCCGCUACCCUCCCUACACAAACUGACACUCACGCGGCAAAACUCUGAUCUCUACAAGAUGAGUCGCAAUGAAAACGGAACGACGUACACCUCGCAGCCUCCCACGCCAUCCUUCACUGCCAACUCUAGAGCUACUAAUGGUCACCCUGGACUCACUAGCAGUCACAGUAGCUCUAGCAUCACCGGUGUAUCUACUGCCGCAUCGUCCAGAGUUCUAUACGGCACAAGCGGAGGGGAAGAAGGCUAUCGUGCCAGUAAGUUGAAUUGGGAAAAGCCGGCUUCUACAACCUCGGCAUUUUCGCACGUUAACCAGCCGGGUUCUUUGAUGGCUCGGUUACAAGUCCCGCCGCGAACGUCUACCUCGCAAGCGGUGCCGUCUUCUGCCGCCUACAUGCAGUUCGUUGCAAACGCUACUAGAGUACAGUCUGCCCCAGUUCCCCCACCUCGACUCCACUCGACCGGGAAGACAACGUCGAAACUCCUCCCUCCUCCCGUUCCUACUCCACCCUUCCCUUCAAUGGGCAGAUUCGAAGACAAUUUCGUUUCCGCGUCGUCCCAUCAAAUCCAUCCGUUUUCCGUUUUCCAAAAACGCCACCCCCCAGACUACCACCAAAGGGAUUACAAUCUCCGCCAAUGAAACCUCAAACUUGUCAACGUGACAAAGAUGGGUCGUUAAGAGGAGAAAUGAAGGAGCUACUCUCGGGGAGGGAGAGCUCGGCCUCGUCCCAUUCCAGUUCCAGUACCGUGAAGAGUAUGGAACCAAAUUCCCAGCGUUUCAGUUCCCCGGCGGUGGUAACCGUAGAGACGCAUUCGACGGUUGUAAGCGUUCGUUCUCCGUUGUCCCCUUCUUCGCCGCUCCCCACAACUCGCCACUCUGUCAAUAUCGGAGUUAACCACACCCACCACCAUCACAGGGAGUCGUCCGGGGAACAGUUGCCGUCGACAACACAGAGGUCGCGACCUCCGGCAUUCGUCCCUCCACCACCUUUCAACCCGACCGCCAAUCACAAUGCCUCAACCUCUUCAGUAUCUACCACCACGAAAUGCACUUCGACCUCCCCCAACACAUCGUCAUCCUCCAAAAAACACACAACGAGCAACGAGAAAGGAAGAGAGCGAGAAAACCAAAGAUUAAGAGAUGUUAAAACGGCGGGGGAAAGUUCCCAGCUGAAUUCGACUUUCACGGUCGCGUCUCACUUGAAACGCGGGAGCAGUUCGUCCAACUCUUCGUCUACUAUUGGAAGCAGUAGUGAAAGUGGUACUGGUGGUGGUGGUGGGAGUGGGUUAAAGAGGCAGCAUGGCGUUUGGGGAGUCAGACCUGUUCCCGGAGCUCUGAAGAUGCUGCACGUCAACUCUCCUCACGCUCUGGACGAGAGAGAUCGGGGGACUCCUUCUGUUGCUGAUCUGAUGGCUAAGAGUAGGAAAGUGAAAGGACUUCCAAACUACCUCCAACUGACAAAAGCUGCAGCCUCCAAAAGAGUCUCCAAGCCACUCAACAAGGAGAAUGGUGCAGCAGCUCAUCAUCCACUGAAAAAGACCGCGCCAAGUCGAGGCUACAGGGGUCCACUGAUGGUGCAACCAACAUGUUGAGCAGAUCUGUUUUUCACUCACUUCUCUACACUUUUGUUUAGUUUUGUAUGUUAUUAUUAUAGUUCUGUUAUCCUUUUGUCGUGUGAUUAAUUUUAGAUCUGCGCAUGCGCAUUUUGCUAUUUUAAAAUCCCGAAAACUUCCGUA